Vicia villosa (hairy vetch) is the source of this 1341-nucleotide messenger RNA. Its product is annotated as serine/threonine-protein phosphatase 7 long form homolog. NCBI's taxonomy places the organism in Eukaryota, Viridiplantae, Streptophyta, Magnoliopsida, Fabales, Fabaceae. The record is from RefSeq and is a predicted model, not a curated record. The transcript is spliced from 3 exons. Gene Ontology annotation, biological process: meristem development; meristem maintenance. Bases 1 to 1341 code for a protein of 446 amino acids.
AUGUCUUUCCUCUGGUUUGGUGAUAAACAUAGGGGAACACCCGAACAUGCUGCGCUUGCUGAUCCUGAACAGUUUAGAACAAGAACCCAUAAAAAAUUAGAUGCUCCUGAUGUUAUUCUACCUUAUUUGGCGAGAUCGGGUUUUGCAACCGUAGCAAGGAUACCACAUAUCCAUAUAGACACAAGUUUCGUAAUGGCCUUACUCGAAAGAUGGAGACCCGAGACACAUACAUUUCAUUUUCCAACUGGUGAGUGUACCAUAACGUUGGAAGAUGUGAGUAUGUUACUGGGUCUACGUGUCAACGGUAAUGCUGUAGCCGGUCCUACCAAAGUAGACUUGGACUUGUGGGAAGAAUUUUUGGGCGUUCAACCACCACGUACAGCUUUAAAAGGUCGGAUGGUUCUAAUAUCUUGGCUUAAAUCACUGUUAGCUAAUAAUCCAGUAAAUGAAAAUUCAACUGUGGGACACUUAACUACAUACACUAAAAAUGUUAAUCUGCUUUUAAUUGGCUUAUCCUUAAUGCCCGGUAAAACUAGUAAAUAUGUGCAUCUCAUGUGGGUGCCAUUGCUACAAGAUUUGGAUAGAUGCAAUACAUAUAGCUGGGGAUCAGCCGUGUUAGCCUAUCUUUAUAGGGAAAUAUGUAAGUCGGUAAACGUUGAAGUCGAUGGAAUGGGAGGGUGUGUUGAACUGCUCCAAGCUUGGGGAUAUACUCGAUUGGCUUUUUUGGCACCCAUCACUUCGGAGCUACCAUCAUUUCCGUACGCUGCGAGGUUCUUUAUAUGGAGACCAUAUAUCAACUUACCGCCCCUGGAUAAUAACGACCACACAAUUUGGAAUGCAACUGUGCCGAUCAUAUGCUUUUGGAUUGUCGAAUGGCAUCAGUCUGAUAGGGUGAAGUUGCAAUUUGGGUUCCAUCAAGAAGUACCGCCCCCACCACGUUGCCUAAAAGAACACCAUGAAAUGACGAUGAAAGAAUCAUGGAGAACUCCGUAUACUCAAUUGUACCGCAGGGAGCACCAAAAAUGGAGAAACGUGGCCAGACAUUGCCUGACUGGACCUACGGUUGACCCACAUUCGAUGCCAACUAACGACUAUAUGACUUGGUAUAGAUCAUUGCCGUAUACGUACGCUUCUGGAAAUCAAUGGCUUGUUGAUCCACGCACUCAACCUUCCUCCUCCCAAAUGCCGCCUACCCAACCACAAACAUUCAACAUCCCACCAUUCGCACAACCCUCCUCGUCCAACAUAUACGACCAACCAUCCCAAAAUUACCAAACACCACAACAACCACAAUCCUCAUACAAUCCGACCCAACACCAAACUCAGUACACCCCAUUGUAA